Molecule: messenger RNA, 855 nt
Organism: Papilio machaon (common yellow swallowtail)
Lineage: Eukaryota; Metazoa; Arthropoda; Insecta; Lepidoptera; Papilionidae
Product: trypsin beta
Exons: 1
Coding region: 1-855 (284 amino acids)
Biological process (GO): proteolysis
Molecular function (GO): serine-type endopeptidase activity
Source: RefSeq, a predicted model, not a curated record
AUGAAAGCCGCAUGCAUAAUCUUAACUAUAAUAAUCUUCGUCGCUAUAAUGGCUGUGUGCGUGAUGGUGAAGUUUGCUACAGACAUCACAGUGGAGGACAGGAAGAGAGAAUACAUGCCCGGGAACGAAGGAGUCUACGAAGUGGCCAAGUCUAUUGGUGUGUUCGCUCUUAAUGAUAAUUAUACGCUGCCCAUAGCUGAAAGAUUCCCCUACGUCGCCGCAAUAACUAGAAACUCAUCCGACACCUGGUCGUUCGCGUGUUUCGGAAGCGUCAUACUCGUCAAAUGGGUCGUAACAUCCGCUCACUGUAGAAAACCGGGCGCGACACACAGAAUUCUACUUCUACAAGACUAUAUAAAAAAUUACACGCAUACAUAUCCUAUUCUCUUCUGGAGAAUCAACGAAAAGUAUAAUGCGAGUGAUCCAUCUGGCAAAAACGAUAUCGCAGUUGCUAAAUUGAACCUGGAUUCUUAUCCAGCGAUCGCGAAAUCUUCUACGAUAGAUAGCAAUGAAGCAAAAGACAUCGAAGCUAAUGUUUGGAAGACUGUAUCGACGAUGAGUAAGCAGGUUUAUUUGACCAAUAACUUCGAUAAGUUUGAAGUGAAAAUCGCGAAAAAUCACAAAUGUUUCGAGAGCUACGGCGUCAAGAUUGACGAUAGUCUGAUCUGUGUUGACAUGUCUGACUACGAAGACUGCUUUAUUCACGAAUUCGGACCGCUGUACUCGGGGGAUAAGCUCGUCGGGAUACUAGCGAUGAAGCCAAAGGACUGCGAUCUCAAACUACUGGUGUUUACCAAUGUAUCGUAUCAUGCCAAAUGGAUUUUAAGAAUUACACAUACUCCGUUAUAUGGAUAA